Erythranthe guttata (spotted monkey flower) is the source of this 2771-nucleotide messenger RNA. Its product is annotated as nuclear poly(A) polymerase 4. Gene Ontology annotation, cellular component: nucleus. Gene Ontology annotation, molecular function: poly(A) RNA polymerase activity; RNA binding. The record is from RefSeq and is a predicted model, not a curated record. Lineage: Eukaryota; Viridiplantae; Streptophyta; Magnoliopsida; Lamiales; Phrymaceae. Gene Ontology annotation, biological process: RNA 3'-end processing.
CGCCUCUUCCACCCACAGCCACCGCCCGUACCGUGAAGAAAGCGGAGAGACUUUCCUUCCUCCCUGUCUGAAAUCGAGAAUUUCCGGUGUUCUUCAUUAGAUCUAUGAUUUUUAAUUUUUCGCUUUUCCCGGUUGAAAGUAGCUAUCGUUUGCGCCCCAAUUUCAGGGUUUUAUUAUUUGAUCUCGUUCUCGGCCGAUUUUGAAUUCCUCCCCCCCGGGUUGCUCUGCUCCUGAUUUUUCAUCCUAUGCUCGUUCCUUGUAGCUUGAUGUGAGUUGCAAUUCGGUGGAGUUGAAAAUAAUUUAGUUAUUUGAGGCAGAUUUCUGGGUUUUCUGUUUUUUUUUUUUGGUUUUAUCACGAAAUCGGAGUCGGCGGUUCAAUCGCUUUGUGUUAGGGUUCGGUUUUGGGCGUUUUUUUGCUUUCUUCAUCUCGGAUUAGGGUUAGGGUUUUUGGGCGAUUGGAGGGUUCAGAGAUAUGGUUGGAUCGGACGAUUUCAAUUCAUUGCCUACUCCCUCGCCGCCUCCGGCUGAGCAGAAAGACCCGCCAAUGCAGUGGGGUGUGACGAAACCUUUGUCACACGCGGGGCCCACCGAUGUGGAUAUUCAGAGAACCAAGGACUUGGAAAAGUUUCUGGUCGAUUCGGGACUUUAUGAGAGUGCAGAAGAAACUGCGAAGAGGGAAGAGGUUCUGGACAGACUUAAAAAGGUUGUGAAAGACUGGGUGAAAGAACUUACUCGGUUGAGGGGGUACACUGAUCAAAUGGUGGAAGAUGCCAAUGCUGUUAUUUUUACUUUUGGAUCUUAUCGACUUGGGGUUCAUGGCCCUGGAGCUGACAUUGAUACUUUGUGUGUUGGGCCAUCAUAUGUUAAUCGGGAGGAAGACUUUUUUUACGUACUCCAUAACAUUUUAGACGAGAUGGAGGAAGUUACUGAACUCCAACCAGUACCUGAUGCUCAUGUUCCUGUUAUGAAAUUCAAGUUUGAUGGGAUAUCGAUUGAUCUUCUCUAUGCCAGCAUUUCUCUCUUGGUUGUGCCUGAUGAUUUGGACAUCUCAAAUAUAUCUGUGUUGUACGACAUAGAUGAACCAACUGUACGGAGUCUUAAUGGCUGUCGUGUUGCAGAUCAGAUUCUCAAGCUUGUUCCGGAUGUAGAGAACUUCCGAACUACUCUUCGAUGUCUGAAGUUUUGGGCUAAGAGGCGCGGUGUUUAUUCAAAUGUGACAGGAUUUCUUGGUGGUGUGAACUGGGCUCUCCUUGUAGCCCGGUUGUGUCAGUUUUAUCCUAAAGCGAAUCCCAGUAUGCUAGUGUCUCGAUUUUUUAUAAUCUAUACACUCUGGCGUUGGCCAAAUGCUGUGACCCUUUGUGAAAUAGAGGAUAACGAACUCGGAUUUUCCGUAUGGAAUCCUAAAAAAAAUCCGUGGGACCGCAAUCAUCUCAUGCCAAUCAUAACCCCCUCCUACCCUUGCAUGAAUUCAAGUUACAAUGUUUCAGCGAGUACUCUUCGUGUUAUGAUGGAACAGUUCCAAGUUGGUAAAAGAAUUUGCGAGGAUAUCGAGCUGAAUAAAGUGCAGUGGAGUGCUUUGUUUGAGCCAUAUUUAUUCUUUGAAAGUUAUAAAAACUAUCUGCAGGUUGAUAUUAUUGCUGCCGAUGUUGAUGACCUGCGUGCUUGGAGAGGCUGGGUUGAAUCCCGUCUGAGGCAGUUAACUCUUAUGAUAGAACGGGACACAUCUGGGAAAUUACAGUGCCACCCUUGCCCACAUGAUUAUGUCGAUUCGUCUAAUCAGUGUUCUCACUGUGCCUUUUUUAUGGGUUUACAAAGGAAACAAGGAGAGGUUAUACAAGAAGGUCAACAGUUUGAUAUCCGCCAGACUGUCGACGAGUUUAGGCAUCAAAUAAAUUCUUACAUGUACUGGAAACCUGGGAUGGAAAUAUAUGUUUCUCAUGUUCGAAGAAAGCAAAUUCCGUCCUAUGUAUUUCCGGAAGGUUACAGAAGAACCCGACAUGCGAGACCUGCUAGCCAGGUUGAUAAGGCGUCUUGUGAAGGAUCUGUCGAGAGAGUUUCAAAACGUAAGAAGGAGGUCGAUGUGCCAGAUUUGGAGGUGUGUGAAAAGAAAAGACAAUCUAUUAGCCCUCAGAAGGAAAGUAUUGGUGCAUUGACUGAAACAACGAAACCAGAAGUGGUCUCUAGUUUAACUGGGAUAGUUGAUAGAGAUAAAGAGUUCAAUGAUGGUGUAAUUGCACCAAACCACGGGAAACACACUGCAGAGAAUUCUGACAACGGCUGCUGCAACUUGAGUUCUGGUGAUGCUUACUCGGAGAACAACGAGAAAGGAACUUCGCCGGGUGGUACUUGUUCGAACGAGGCUAGUCCACCUCAGCUUUUGCAUAAUACGCACAAGGAGGAGUUAGAGCCUAAUGCUGAUCUGGCGAUGGUGCUAAAAUCGGGAGACGGAGAGAAGAAUGUGAUGAGUAAGGUUGAGAAGAUCGAAAUCCCAUUAAUUUAGCAGCGAAAAAAUUGAAGAUUCCGAUAGAGAUGCUUUUAGUGUAUAGUUACCGAACUUUAUAAGCAAAUUUGUUCUACUUUUGUUUCUGGUAUUGAAAUAGAUUUUUGGAGUGGGGGUAAAAAGGUAAAAGCUGUUCUCUUUUGUUCUGGGGUUGAUGUGGGAGUGUUAUUUUUUUGCUUUAGAUGUCACAGUUUGUCUUUUGCUAUGCUACUACUACUUUGAGACACUUCUUCUUUAUUUGUAUAAUACAAAAAUUAUGUACAUUUAACUU